This is a messenger RNA of Didymosphaeria variabile, 1347 nucleotides long. RefSeq lists its product as uncharacterized. The record is from RefSeq and is a predicted model, not a curated record. Gene Ontology annotation, molecular function: basic amino acid transmembrane transporter activity. Gene Ontology annotation, biological process: basic amino acid transport; transmembrane transport. Gene Ontology annotation, cellular component: fungal-type vacuole membrane. The coding region runs from base 1 to 1347 and encodes 448 amino acids. The transcript is spliced from 3 exons. NCBI's taxonomy places the organism in Eukaryota, Fungi, Ascomycota, Dothideomycetes, Pleosporales, Didymosphaeriaceae.
AUGCCUCCAAACGAGACAUCCCCGCUCCUACCGAAUCCCGCUCUACAGCCCGUCUCGCCUCAUCCGAUUUCUGCAGAUAGAGAUAUACCACCUGACGAUCCAUAUGAGGAUGCUAUUGCGAAUGCUACAGGAGGAGAUAUUGAGAGAUCAGUUAGCAAUGUCAGCAACGGCGAUGCAUCGAAGCAUCAGGGCAUGCCGGAGGUCAGGAAGCGCUUGAACAUUCAGGUCUUCCUUUCAGCUGCUGACCAGACCCUCGUCGUCACAACAUACGGCACGAUCGGUACGGAACUGAAUGCUCUGAACUUGACCUCGUGGAUAGCGACCGCCUACUUCGUUACGCUCACUGCCUUCCAACCACUAUAUGGCAAACUCAGCGAUAUCUUCGGACGAAAGUCAUGUCUCCUCUUCGCGUACGUCGUUUUCGGUCUCGGUUCGGCCUUGUGCGGUCUGGCUCGAAAUAUCGAGGAAUUGAUCGCUGCGAGAGCGCUCGCGGGGAUUGGUGGGAGCGGCAUGACGACAAUCACGUCAAUCUUGAUGAGCGAUGUAAUAAGCCUGAGAGACCGGGGGACAUGGCAGGGCUAUUUGAACAUCAUAUAUGCGGCCGGAUCAGCUGCAGGAGCGCCAAUAGGUGGCUUACUGGCCGACAGCAUUGGGUGGAGAUGGGCUUUCAUUGCUCAGGGACCAAUGUGUCUGGUCGCGGUCGCAGCUGUUGCACUUGUCUUGCACCUGCCAAAGACCGACCACUCGCAUUGGGUACAGAAGCUAUCCAAAAUUGACUUUUUAGGGGCCAUCGUUCUCCUUGCGGCAGUCACUGGAGUUCUUGUCGGCCUGGACCAUGGCUCAAAUAUAUCUUGGAACAGUCCGAUCACGAUCGCAGGAUUGAGUAUGAGUCCUCUCUUCAUCAUCUUCAUCCUCGUCGAGAAACACCUCGCAAGCCACCCGCUAGCUCCGCUCCGCAUCAUCGUCAACCGCACCUUGUUCGCCUGCUACCUCUGCAACUUUUUCAGUUUCGGUGGCUGGCUGGCCGCUCUGUUUUUCAUACCACUAUACUGGCAGGUCAUUGCAGAUCUGCAUGCCGCACAAGCCGGUCUCCUCUUAGUCCCAUGCAUCAUAUGCGGCGUGAGCGGCUCGCUCUUUGGUGGAGUAUACAUGAAAAAGACAGGCAAAUAUUACUGGAUCACGGUCAUCGGGUACUCGAACCUCGUUAUCGGGCUAGCAGUGACCUUGCUCUUCGCAGGCAUCAUCAAGGAAAACAUACCUAUUAUGGUGGUGGGCACGUGUAUCACUGCAUUUUCGAACGGUAUCGGGGGUUACCACGACGCUGAUUGGUUUGAUCGCGAAUGCUAA